AGGCGAAAGCCUGUUCCAGGGCACUUUCAGGUGGGACAAGGGUUUUGGGGACCACUAUGUUCUCAUCACGGCAGCAACUAAAAAUGCCUAGGAAGAUGGUCGUGAUCUUUGGAGCCUCAAAUAUACUUUGGAUGGUGUUUGCUGUUUCUCAAGCUUCGAAAAUGGAGAUCUUCCUUGAACCCAGAGUCGCUGCUCAGAUUGGUGAUGUCAUUUCUCUGACUUGCAGUACGACGGGCUGUGAGACCCCAUCUUUCUCUUGGAGAACCCAGAUAGACAGUCCACUGAAUGGGAAAGUGAAGAAUGAGGGGAACAAUUCCACGUUGACCAUGGACCCUGUUAGCUUCAACAAUGAACAUGCUUACUUGUGUACAGCGACUUGUGGAUCGAAGAAACUGGAAAAAGGCAUUCAAGUGGAGAUUUAUUCUUUCCCUAAGGACCCAGAGAUCCAACUGAGUGGCCCCCUAGAAGUUGGGAAGCCAGUCACAGUCACGUGUUUGGUCCGUGAUGUUUACCCAUUUGACAGGCUGGAGAUGAAUUUGCUGAAUGGCAAUGAUCUCCUACAGAGUAAGGACUUUCUAGAGCCUAUGGAGAAGAAGUCCCUGGAGACCAAGAGUUUGGAGGUAACCUUCACUCCUACCAAUGAGGAUAUUGGGAAAGGUCUUGUUUGCCGAGCACAAUUACACAUGGAUGAAAUUGACUUUGAGCCCAAAGAAAGGGAGACUACCAAAGAGCUACAAGUCUACAUCUCACCCAGGAACACAUUUAUCUCUGUGACUCCCUCUAUGAGGCUGCAAGAAGGCGGUUCUGUGACAAUGACAUGUGCCAGUGAAGGCCUACCACCUCCACAGAUUUUCUGGAGCAAAAAAUUAGAUAAUGGGAAUCUACAGCUCCUCUCUGGGAAUGCAACUCUCACUUUAAUUGCUAUGAGGCUGGAAGAUUCUGGAACAUAUGUCUGUGAAGGUGUCAAUGAAGUCGGGAAGGAUGGAAAAGAGGUGGAAUUAAUCGUUCAAGAGAAACCAUUCACUGUUGAGAUCUCCCCAGGACCCCAGAUUAUCGCUCAGAUCGGUGAUUCAGUUGUGUUAACAUGUGGUGUCACAGACUGCGAGUCCCCAUCUUUCUCUUGGAGAACCCAGAUAGAUAGUCCUCUGAGUGGGACGGUGAAGGUUGAAGGGGCCAAGUCUACGCUGACCCUAAGCCCUGUGAAUUUGGAGAAUGAACAUUCUUAUCUGUGCACCGUGACCUGUGGACAUAAGAAAUUGGAAAAGGGAAUUAAGGUGGACCUCUACUCAUUCCCUAGAGAUCCAGAGGUUGAGAUGAGUGGUCUACUAGUGGAUGGAAACCCAGUCACUGUGAGCUGCGAGGUUCCUAAUGUGUAUCCUUCUGACCGACUGGAGAUUGAAUUAUUUAAGGGGGAGACUAUCAUAGAAAGUAAAAGCUUUCUGGAGGACAUGGACAAGAAAUCUCUAGAAACUAAGAGUUUGGAAAUGACCUUCAUCCCCACCACAGAAGAUACUGGAAAAGUUCUUGUUUGUCUGGCUAAGUUACAUAUUGAUGAAAUGGAAUUUGAACCCAAACAAAGGCAGAGUACACAGACACUUUAUGUUAAUGUUGCCCCCAGGGAUACAACCGUCGUGGUCAGCCCCUCCUCCAUCGUGGAGGAAGGUAGUCCUGUGAACAUGACCUGCUCUAGCGAUGGCCUUCCAGCUCCGAACAUCCUGUGGAGCAGGCGGCUAAGUAAUGGGCGCCUGCAGUCUCUUUCUGAGGAUCCAAUUCUCACCUUAACUUCUGCAAAAAUGGAAGAUUCUGGUAUUUAUGUGUGUGAAGGGAUUAACCAGGCUGGAAUAAGCAGAAAAGAAGUAGAAUUAAUUAUCCAAGUUGCUCCGAAAGACAUACAGCUUAUAGCUUUUCCUUCUGAGAGUGUCAAGGAAGGAGACACUGUCAUUAUCUCCUGUACAUGUGGAAAUGUUCCAAAAACUUGGAUAAUCCUGAAGAAAAAAGCAGAGACGGGAGACACAGUGCUAAAGUCCAGAGAUGGUGCAUAUACCAUCCACAAGGUCCAGUUAGAGGAUGCGGGAGUGUACGAAUGUGAAUCUAAAAAUGAGGCUGGCUUGCAAUUAAGAAGUUUAACCCUCGAUGUUAAAGGAAGAGAAAAUAACAAGGACUAUUUUUCUCCAGAACUACUCGUGCUUUAUUGUGCAUCUUCCUUGAUAAUACCAGCCAUUGGGAUGAUCAUUUACUUUGCCAGAAGAGCCAACAUGAAGGGGUCAUACAGUCUUGUAGAAGCACAGAAAUCAAAAGUGUAGCUAAUGUUUGCAAUGGUCAACUAGAGACACUAUUUAUCAGUCCAAAUUCUUAAUACUGCUCAUCAUUCCAUGAGGGAAACAAACUAAGAGUCCAGACUUCCCUGAAUGUAGUGAAUUCUUGGAAAGAAAUGGCUUCCUGUGCCCCAUGCUGUGAGCAAGAGGCUAAAAGAAAACUUUCUGCCUGAAAAAUAGGCACUGCCACUGAAAUGUAUUGACUGGAGUAGCUCCUUGAUGUGUAUAUACAAUAACAUGAUCUGUACAUAUGUAAAAUAAAUUUAUGCCAUAGGAGGA
Canis lupus familiaris (dog) is the source of this 2594-nucleotide messenger RNA. It is a transcript of the gene VCAM1, whose product is annotated as vascular cell adhesion molecule 1. NCBI's taxonomy places the organism in Eukaryota, Metazoa, Chordata, Mammalia, Carnivora, Canidae. Gene Ontology annotation, molecular function: integrin binding. Gene Ontology annotation, biological process: cell-cell adhesion. Gene Ontology annotation, cellular component: membrane. The record is from RefSeq and is marked provisional.